This is a messenger RNA of Vigna angularis (adzuki bean), 1938 nucleotides long. RefSeq lists its product as uncharacterized. Lineage: Eukaryota; Viridiplantae; Streptophyta; Magnoliopsida; Fabales; Fabaceae. Bases 1 to 1938 code for a protein of 645 amino acids. The transcript has 4 exons. The record is from RefSeq and is a predicted model, not a curated record.
AUGAGAAACAUUUUGGCGCCCAUCGUGGGGUCGAUAGCAGACAAAAGAAGCCUAGAUGGUGACCACGAGGAGCAUGGACGAGCAGCAUACCACCAGAGAUUUGAUAGCUCAAUUGCAAGCACAACUGCAAGCACAGCUCAACGGGGUCAUGACAGCGAAAAUAAUGAAACACAUCCCAGUCAGGACCGAUCUCAUCGUACCAAUCCGAACGGAAACCCAAAUGGCAAUCCGAACGGUAACCAAAAUGGCAAUCCGAACGGAAACCCAAAUGGCAAUCCAAACGACAACCCACAUGGCCAAGCGCCCUCACCUUUACAAACUGUUAGAUCGAUCGGUCUACUUCCUUUCACGACAACAAUCAUGCAGGCACCCAUGCCAGAGAAAACUCCUCCCACAUUUGAAGAGUAUGACGACUCAACCGACCUAGAUGAUCACAUGAGAGCAUUUGUCAAUGCAAUGGCGUUUUACUCCAACUGUGACCCGGUCCUGUGCAGAACCUUUUCACUAUUGCUAAGGGGAGAAGCAUUCACAUGGUAUAACACCCUUCCCCCAAAUACAGUGGAUUGCUUUGCCACUAUACAAACCCUUUUUGAGCGACAAUAUGCAUCUAGUCGGAUACAAGAGUUCACGCCCGCGGAGUUGGUAAAUACCAAACAGGAGAAAGAUGAAUCUCUGAAAGCCUUCAUGAAAAGGUACAACGAAACCGCUUGGCGAGUCAGGGAUAUCAAUCAUACCUUCAUCAUUAGCAACCUGCCUUCUUGCUUAAAAGCGGGAUAUUUUUCGGAAAAUUUAUACGCCAAACUCCCUAAAACCAUGGAUGAGCUCCAAGAGAGGCAUCAAGAAACCUCUGGGGGAAAUAAGAAAGAAGGAAAACGAUCGUUCAAUGGGGAUCCUCCUCAAAAGGAUCCUAAGCAUCUUCCCAGAUUUAAUCACUAUACCACCCUCAAUGCACCAAGGGCUAAGGUUCUCGAGGAAGCUCUCAAUGUUGAACUUCUCACACUUCGAGAAAAGGCCACUCCCAAGAGCGUUGAUGCGAGGAAGAGCUGCAAUUUCCAUCUGAACUGCGGCCAUACUAUGGAAGAAUGCAAUAUACUGAAAGCUAAAAUAGAAAGGCUUAUCCGAGGAGGCCAUCUACAGCAAUUCGUAAGAAAAGAAAGAACCCAAAGAAGAAGUCCUACCAGAGAAGCCGGACGGUCCCAUCAAAAGACCAAACGAGGACGUAGGCACAGUUGCAGCCGUAGCCGCAGUCGCAGUCGUGAACGUGACCGAUCGGUUCAUAGGUACGUCAAUACCAUUUCUGGAGGUUUUGCUGGAGGAGGAACAUUAUUGUCAACAAGGAAAAGGCACCUGAGGAGACUCAAAACCGUUCACAUGGUGGAUAGAAAACCUCGAUCUCUACCACCAAUUACCUUCACUAAUGAGGAUUUCCAUGCCCCUGACUCGAAUCAAGAUGAUCCUAUGGUCAUUACAACCGAGAUAUCUCGUUGUGUUAUCAGCAAGGUGUUAGUCGAUCAGGAUAGCUCGGUCAACAUCUUGUAUUGGAAGACGUUCUUACAAAUGGAUUUGUCUGAAGAUGUCAUAUGCCCAUUUAAUGAGCAAAUUGUGGGAUUUACAGGAGAAAGAGUCAAUACUCGAGGAUACUUCGACUUAAGGACUCGGCUUGGACCGGACAGAGAAGCGAAAGAAUUCAGAAUACAAUUCCUGUUAGUAGAAGCUCAUACUCCAUAUAACGCUCUGUUGGGACGACCUUGUUUGAAUGCUUUUGGAGCUGUGGUCUCCACCCCACAUUUAGCAUUGAAAUUCCCGUUAGAGAAGGGUACCAUAUGCAAUGUACGGACGGAUCAACAGACAGCCCGAGAAUGCUAUAAUGUUAGCUUAAAAGUCACACCCUUCGUUCCCCCUCAAACGGACAGAGGAGCAGAAACAACUAUUAGUUAA